GGAAUCUGACAGUUAGAAAUUGUUCGUUAAGUGUUGUGCAUUAGCUCGUAUUUCUUAAGUUUUUGAUUGUUUGUAAAGUGGUGUAGUAAAUUUUAAAAAGUUAUUUAUAAAAAAAAAAAAAAAUAAAAUGCAAAUACAAGGGAAACAGUCAUACAAAAACCAGAUACGGACUAGAAAUAAACAUUGUUUGCGAAAAAACGUUUCCAGUGACAUAGAUACACAACCGUCGUCACGUUGUUUAUCUUCUUUAGCCGCUCCACUAGCUCCAAGGCUUUUGUUGCCAUCCAUAUUGCCGCUUGAAAAAAGUGGAAAAUCAAUGCUUCAUCAUUUUUUAUGUUGUCCAACUGGACUCCAACCUCGCCGUAACAAUUAUAGUGCACCAAAUUCACCCCGCUUCUACCGAAAAGUUCAAAGCCUUCCUAUACUCGUGUUGUCUCUAAUUGUUAUUUUUGAAUGCUUUUGUGUUGGAAUCUGUGCAGAAAUCGAAAGUAAAAGUGCUUUAUUAAGUGGGGCAUUGAAAACGUCAGGAGACGAUGUUCUACCAAGAAUUAUUGAAAAACAGAAUUAUGCAGCAUUGGCGCAAUUCUCCGACUCUCACAAUUUGAAAAAUCGUAUUGUGCGCGAUACCUCGGGUGAUGAUCUAAAAAUUUUUGGUUUUCGUAUAGAGUCCAGCAACAAUGAAAUAGAAUAUCAUGAGGGUGGCGUGCCGAGCGUUCUUAAAGAUAGUGAAUUCACAAUGCGAAUUUUCGGUAAAGGCAUUACCCCAGAUACAGUUAUAACAUUUACUGCCAUCUCUAAUACGUUUGGUGGAAAAUGUCAGAUACCGGCGACAUUGUUGUACAAACCCUUAGAAGGUUCAGCGACCAACGAAACUGCUGUCUAUCGCUUGUCUCUCCCAAAACUGGAUACGGCAAUGACCAAUGGCAGCGAAACAUUUUACUUGUGUGCCAAAAAUGAUCCACAAAUGGAUGUGGGAACCGCUACGGAUACGAAGCCAAUGGUACAUCAAGGGGAAAAUGUUCAUCUUCAGAUGCGGACUUACGAAAAUUUGCUACCGCUCUGGCUGUCAAUUACUAUCAUCCUUGUUUGUUUGGGUUUCUCUUCAUUGUUUUCAGGCCUUAACUUAGGUCUGAUGUCACUUGAUCGGACCGAAUUAAAGAUCUUGUGUAAUACCGGUUCGGCUCGCGAACGUCAAUAUGCCAGAGUUAUUCAGCCAGUCCGCGAAAAAGGCAAUUUCCUACUGUGUAGUAUUCUCUUGGGAAAUGUGUUGGUGAAUUCCACAUUCACUAUUCUUUUGGAUGGGCUAACAUCUGGCUUAUUUGCUGUUAUUGUAUCAACGCUUUCAAUCGUUAUAUUUGGCGAAAUUACACCACAGGCUGUUUGUUCUCGCCAUGGUUUGGCGAUCGGCGCAAAAACAAUUGGCAUUACGAAAGUGGUAAUGGUACUCACAUUCCCAAUGUCAUAUCCAAUUUCUAGAAUGUUAGAUUGUGCUUUGGGUGAAGAGAUCGGUAAUGUUUAUAAUCGCGAACGUCUUAAGGAAUUGGUGAAGGUCACAACCGGUGUUAAUGACCUCGAUAAAAAUGAGGUCAAUAUUAUUUCGGGUGCACUAGAGUUGCGGAAAAAGACUGUAGCCGAUGUGAUGACACACAUUGAUGAUGCUUUCAUGUUAUCACUUGAUGCUGUUCUAGACUUUUCAACCGUAUCGGAUAUCAUGAAGUCGGGUUAUUCUCGUAUACCUGUCUACGAUGGCGAUAAGAAAAAUAUCGUUACCUUGCUGUAUAUUAAGGAUUUGGCAUUUGUUGAUACUGAUGACAAUACACCAUUGCGCACGCUAUGUGAAUUCUAUCAGAAUCCUGUACAUUUCGUUUUUGAGGAUAUGACACUUGAUCUUAUGUUUAACCAGUUCAAAGAUGGUACUAUCGGUCAUAUUGCAUUUGUACAUCGCGUUAACAAUGAGGGUGAUGGUGAUCCGUUCUACGAAACAAUCGGUCUAGUAACGCUUGAAGAUGUUAUCGAAGAAUUAAUUCAAGCUGAGAUAGUUGAUGAAACUGACGUGUACAUCGACAAUCGUACAAAGGUUCGACGAAACCGUAGCAAAAAGCAAGACUUUUCAGCAUUCGCUGAGCGUCGUGAGAAUCAAAAGAUACGCAUCUCGCCGCAACUCACCCUUGCUACGUUCCAGUACUUAAGUACAUCUGUCGAUGCCUUUAAAAAGGAAAUUGUUUCCGAAACAAUCUUACGGCGCCUACUUAACCAAGAUAUUAUCCACGCCAUCAAGUGCAAGGGUAAAAGCAAGGAUGAUCCUCGUUUGUUUAUUUAUCAACAAUCAAAGCCUGUGGAUUUCUUCGUACUUAUUUUAGAAGGUCGUGUAGAAGUGACCGUCGGUAAAGAGAACUUACUCUUCGAAAGUGGUGCAUUUACUUAUUUCGGUACCGCAGCAUUACAACCAAAUGUCGUUGUUGAUUCGCCCACUCAACAACUACGUGGUUCUAUUCAGUCAUUGAACAUUGAUGCGAAGAUUCGUCAGACAUUUAUACCUGACUAUUCGGUGCGUGCAGUCACUGAUGUGGUUUACAUCGCUAUAAAACGUAGCCUUUACUUAACUGCCAAGAAAGCGACACUUUUGGAAAAGACCCGUAAGAGUGGCAUUGAACUGAACAGUGAAAUCACUGAUGACGAAGUCGAAAGGUUAUUGCAUUCGGUGACCGAAGAUGAAAUAAGAACGCGCCACAAUCAUAAGACAUCAGGAGUAACCGGUAGCAACACGGCCUCACCAUCAUUAAAUGACGUAUCCUUACAGAGUCAUAGUAAUGCACCGCCGCCGCACAAUUUGCAUAGCAGUAGUAGUGGUGAAGUCUUGGAUGUGGGCUCUUUGAGUAGCCAAGUUACAUCGGAUCCAGUAAAUGAUCACUCAGAUCACAAUGGCGAGCGGGAGAAUGUUGCUACUACACCACUUUUGCCUAAGCCUAGCGAUAUCGCUAACAACAAAUAACAACAAGCCUAACAACCAACGCUGUUAACUCAAAAGUGUACAUACGCAUAAGAGUAGAGAAGUAGCAAGACAUUGAUGCUUGUUGGUUUGUCUGUUUUCUUUUUUGGUUCUAGAUAUCACAGCGUUUUAAAAAUCCUCAUGCACGCUCCAUUUACCACCGUCAACGUUUUUACGACCAUCGACAUAAAGCGUAACAUACACCAGCAUACAUAUAUAAGUGCGGAUUUCAGUGUCACCUCUUCCAAUAUAUCGUACAUACCAAUACAAAUAUGUACUUAAUUACAAUACGACUAAUACCUGCGCAUGUUAAUGUAACACUUUACCAGUAUCGUUGUCAACUACCGCAAGAUAAUUACCCUUUCACUUGUUAUACUUAUCCUUUUACUAUGCAGCGUAACUUUUGUAACUCUAUAAAAUGUUCAGAUUUAUUUAGAUUUCUCUGAACACGCCGUCAUGCUCUAGUUUUCGUUCUUUAAAAUUAGCUUAAGCGUAAAAUCUAAUGAUAAUCAAGAUGAAUCAAUUAAUUAAAAAUAAUAAUGCGAAAAAAUUUCGAGAGAUACACAAGGAAUAUAUUACGUGCAUACAUAUUUUUUCAACUAAACCUAAUGGAGCAUGUAAAAGAGAAUAUUUUUUUAAAACAAGAUGUAUGUAGAAGACAAAACAAUAAGUAAAAAAACAAUAACUAUGACAAAUGCAUUUUCAGAAAGUGCUGAUAACAUAAAGAAAAUUUAAUUUUACACUCUUACGAUUGCAUCGAGAAAUUGUGCUUUUGACUAAACUUCCAACGACAUUUUGGCAUAGCGCAGGCUCAAUUUCACAAGUGACAUGUUGGACAUCGCUUCUGAGCUCGGAAUAUUUCCUCCCCAGCAACUCUAAUAGAAAAAAUCCAACGGCGUUAAAUCGAAUGUUACUGGUAGCCAAUUUACAUUGUCGUGACGUAGGAUAGCGACAUUUUCAAACCGUCUCCACAAAACUCUCAUCUUUGCAGUAGUAGAUUUUCACACAUUCUUUGUGAUGUGCCUCAGUAUAAUUUUCCAUAAUUAAGCCGCCUCUAUAUUCAAUCAUAAUAUUUCUGUCCAUAGUUAAAUGCGGUCACCAAUAUUAGCGUACUUAUAUUAGUUUUAAUAGCGUGUCAAUCGAUUCUAAAAACGUCAUACUUUUUUCUGCUUUUUCUGUUUAAAGUGUUACAAUAAAAAAAAAAAACAAAGUUAGUUAAGCGGUCAGCAAAAGUCAUAAUCUUAUACAUGUGAAUUAUCUCUUAAGUGCGUCUUUUAAAACAUUUAAUGUUGAUACGAGUGACAACACAAUAAUAUAUUAUACAUACAUAAGCUUACAUACAUAUACGUUUAUAGACAUGUAUCUCAUUGACGUUAUAUCUGGAAAUGCCUUUGUCAUAGAUUAAAUCAGUAAUACGAUCGUAAACGAAGGACCAGUUAGGAAAUAUGCCUAUCAAGUUAAACCAAAAAAAUAACAAUUUUAAUGAAAAAAAACUGACUUCUGGUCGGUCAAAAAACGUAUGUAUGUAAUAAUGUUUGAAAAUUAUACCUCAGUACGUACAUUGUGACGUACGUCAAAUAAUACCUAAUGUACUUAAGAGCGAUGUGAAACAAAAGCAAAUACAAAAAAAAAAAAAAACAAAAAAAAGAACAAUUGUGGUAGUAUUGUAUGUAUCCC
Anastrepha ludens (Mexican fruit fly) is the source of this 4666-nucleotide messenger RNA. RefSeq names its product unextended protein (gene uex). The record is from RefSeq and is a predicted model, not a curated record. Gene Ontology annotation, cellular component: plasma membrane. The coding region runs from base 128 to 2992 and encodes 954 amino acids. The transcript has 10 exons. NCBI's taxonomy places the organism in Eukaryota, Metazoa, Arthropoda, Insecta, Diptera, Tephritidae. Gene Ontology annotation, biological process: transport; magnesium ion homeostasis. Gene Ontology annotation, molecular function: transmembrane transporter activity.